AUGACCACGCAGCCUCACCUAGAAGAUGAAGCCUCUAUAUCGGAGACCAACGCGCAGCAUGCAAUGCUUCAACAAGCACAAGCUGCUGCUUCUGCCGUCCAGACUGAAACCGCAGGAUCAACGAGACAUGACUCUCCCUUGCAAACGACCGACCUCGUCACUCCAGAUGCGACCGACGAAGAAGUUCCGCCUCCCCCAUAUGGCGACAUCUAUGGCGAGAUUCGGAACGAAAAAGACGGCCUAGGCACCAGCGCAAGCGUCACCGAAGACGGCCGUGUCAACAUCCGCAUCAACCAGCUCAACCGACGUUUAUCCCAAGUCUUUACUCCAGCUUUACGCGAACACGUUCAGAGUGUUCAAAAUAGCAGCCCGCCUCCCCCUGCAUACAUCCCACCUUCAUUAGGAGGUAAAGAAGGAGUUCCACCCCCAGCCCUGAAUGUGGUUAUCCAGGUUGUUGGCUCGCGCGGAGACGUGCAACCUUUCGUUGCUCUCGGGAAAGUCUUGAAAGAGACCUAUGGCCAUCGUGUUCGUUUGGCAACUCAUCCUACUUUCAAGAAGUUUGUAGAAGAGAACGGCUUGGAGUUUUUCAGCAUCGGUGGCGACCCCUCCCAGCUGAUGGCUUUCAUGGUCAAGAAUCCUGGAUUGAUGCCCGGUUUCCGCAGUCUAGCAAGUGGAGAUGUCGGCCGUCGAAGAAGAGAUGUCGCGGAAUACAUUCAAGGCUGCUGGCGAUCGUGCUACGAAACGGGUGAUGGGAUGUCCGACGACCACGGUUCAGAUCGCUCCGCAAACGACGCCGGUUCUUUCCCUUUCGUCGCGGAUUGUAUCAUUGCCAACCCACCAAGCUUUGCGCAUAUUCAUUGCGCAGAGAAGCUGGGAAUACCCCUUCAUAUCAUGUUCACCAUGCCAUAUUCUCCUACCCAGGCCUUUCCCCACCCUCUGGCGAACAUUCAAUCUUCUAAUGCUGAUACUCAACUCACCAACUACAUCAGCUACGCUAUGAUCGAAGCCCUCUCAUGGCAAGGCUUAGGCGACAUCAUCAACCGGUUUCGCGCCAAGUGCCUCGGCCUAGAGCCCGUGAGUAUGAUCUGGGCCCCAGGAAUGCUCCAGCGCCUCAAAGUUCCUCAUACAUACUGCUGGUCUCCAGCUCUUAUUCCGAAACCAAAAGAUUGGGGUUCUCAUAUAUCCAUCUCUGGUUUCUACUUCUUGAAUCUGGCCUCUAAUUACACUCCUACGCCUGAGCUACAGAAAUUCCUUGAUGAUGGACCACCGCCGGUGUACAUUGGAUUCGGAAGUAUCGUUUUGGACGAUCCGAAUGCCAUGACCGAACUAAUCUUCGAGGCCACGAAAAUGAUUGCAGGCGGAAGACGUGUACUGCUUUCCAAGGGCUGGGGAGGUAUGGGGGCCGAGGAACUUCGUGUUCCUGAAAAUGUCUUUAUGCUGGGCAAUGUGCCGCAUGACUGGCUUUUCAAGCACGUCGAAUGCGUCGUUCAUCAUGGUGGCGCGGGGACUACAGCGGCAGGCAUCGCGGCAGGUAAGUUCUUCGCCUACAGAACUAACACCGACCGAAAGCUGACUUGUAUCUCUAAUCCAGGCCGACCUACGUUGGUGAUUCCUUUCUUCGGCGACCAACCUUUCUGGGGAGCAAUGAUCGCUCGAGCUGGUGCCGGUCCCGAUCCAAUUCCCUACCGGCAACUCACAUCGGACAAAUUAGCAGAUGCUAUCAACUUUUGCUUAAAGCCCGAAAGUCUCGAACGUGCCAAAGAUCUUGCAAGCAAGAUCGCUACGGAGCGCGGCAGCGAUAUGGGCGCUCAAUCAUUCCACCAGUAUCUCGACCCCGACCGACUUCGUUGCAACCUUGCACCAUCUCGAGUAGCUGUAUGGCGCAUUAAACGCACUCAAAUCAGACUUAGCGCUUUUGCCGCCUGCACAUUGGCCAAUGCCGGUCUUUUGGAUUUCCAUGACCUCAAGCUCUUUAGGGCACAGGAGUAUGAGACCGAUGAAGGCCCUCUGGAGCCUAUAUCUGGAUUCGGUAUGGGGAUACUUAGGACGUUGGGCAGCAUGAGUAUGGGCAUAGCUGAAAUGCCUUCAGAGACGGCGAAGGCAGUUCAAGCUCCUUUCGGACCUAGCAGACAGCAGUCUGACACUUCAGUACGGAACGCCGCAAAGAGGAGCGAGCCGUCGCUAUUAGGAGAGAGCUCCACUUCAUCAAGCUCACAACAACACCCCCAUUCCAGUGCAAUGGAGCGGAAACCGCUUGCCCGCUCUCAGACCACCCCCAACCUCCCCACUCCGGCAUCUCGGACUCCCAGCGUAGCAUCCAGCUCCAGCAAAGACAAUGACAUGCUGCGCCCCACUGGCCUACGAACAAGCAGAGGCUUCGGACGCAUCGUAAAAGCCGGCGUCCAAUCCCCCAUGGAACUAUCCGUCGGCAUAACAAAAGGCUUCCACAACGCGCCCAAGCUCUGGAACGACACCACCGUGCGCCCCCAAGAAAAAGUCUCUGACCUAAAAUCUGGCAUGGUAGCUAUAGGCCGCGAAUUCGGUUUCGGCUGGUACGACGGCGUCACCGGCCUCUUUACACAGCCCUGGAAGGGUGCUCAGAAAGAAGGCGCUAGUGGUUUCUUCAAGGGCGUAGGAAAGGGGAUUGGGGGGUUCAUAGCUAAACCGGGGGCGGCGCUGUUUGGGAUACCGAGUCAUAUGAUGAAGGGGGUGCAUAAGGAGGUGCAGAAGAGGUUUGGGAGUAGUGUGCAGACGUACAUUGUUACGAGUAGGACGGCGCAGGGGUAUCAGGAGUGGGUGCAAAGUGGGGAGGAGGAGAAGGAGGAUGUUGUUGAGAGGUGGGGGUUGAUUCAGAAGUAUUUGAAGAAGAAAGAUGGGCUUGAUGAGAUGAUGAAGGAUGUGCUUGAUGCGCAGCGGAAGGAGAUGGCGGUUGAUGAGUCUACUGCGGAUUCAGUCCGGUCUGCGGAUGCUUCUAUCCAAGAUCUUGAAAGUGCCACACUCACCUCGGAGUACAAUUCGCAUACUACGGGUACCGAACCUGAAGUACCGCUCGGAGCGGCGGAGACCAGCGGGUCUAUCCAUCAGCCAGUACAAGAUACGCCGCGCGCAGGCGCUGAAGCAGAAUCCAGUGAGGAACUACUCCAGGCGAUGGCUUCCAGCGAAGUCGAAGCGCAGCAACACUCAAGAGAAGCCCUGGAAUACGAAAAGCAGCUGAAGCAAGCCAUGGCGCAAAGUCUGAAGGAACAGCGUCAGAUGAACGAAGACAAUGGAUGGGAAGAUCUCGAUAGGGGGCGAGCAGGAACAUCAGAGCAAAUGGCAGCUACAACGAGUGAUGGAUCGCCAGGCGCCCAUCGACCCCCUUCGUAUGACCUGGGUCAUCUUGCAGGUACAACGCAAGGUGAGUUCCAGGCGCAGCACCGAGGAGAGAAGACGAUGGAGGAAAAGACGGAAGAAGAGAUUGUGAUGGCGUACGUCAAGAAGCAAAGUCUUUUGGAGGCGCAUCAUCAGAGUAAGGGCAAAGGGCGGGCUUCGACUGCGGAGAGUGGGGAUGAGGAAGAGUUGCAGAAGGCGCUGAGCUUGAGUAUGCAGGCGCAUGGGUGA
Molecule: messenger RNA, 3600 nt
Organism: Alternaria arbusti
Lineage: Eukaryota; Fungi; Ascomycota; Dothideomycetes; Pleosporales; Pleosporaceae
Exons: 1
Coding region: 1-3600 (1199 amino acids)
Biological process (GO): carbohydrate metabolic process
Molecular function (GO): hexosyltransferase activity; UDP-glycosyltransferase activity
Source: RefSeq, a predicted model, not a curated record